AUGCCCACAGUCACUCCGACGCCAAUCAUGCUGGGGGUGACAAGGGAGAUCACAAAGUGCCGCUGCGUUCACGGGCAACGCUGCAGCUGUGCCUUGAAGAAGGAUCAUCACCUGGAUCCUGUCCCCGAGACGGGGCUGCCUCCGACCCAGUCCACCACUGCCGUGGAGCCCAGGAAACCCCGUCUGACGUCGACCAAGUCGGAGAGCACCCUCACCGUCUUUCGGGAUGGCCACCACAAGCCAAUGCACAAACACAAUGACAUGGCCCACAAGUGUGGAUUGCCCUACACCAUCCCGAGGUCCCAUACCGUCCAUUCGACAGACUUUGCACAGCGCUCAGUCGACCAUCUGCCUUUGACACACAACAAGGCAACUGAUCUCACGGCAGGUGUGGAUCUGGAUGUGGACCAGGGACCUCGUGGGCCUCAGCGGCUGGUCAAAUCCGAACAAGGUUCACCUGAGUCGGCGCCUGUCCCGGUUCUGGAACAGAUCAGCACACAAAUUCCUCCACUGGAUCUCUCGUCCUUCGCGCCCAUCGCCACGAGCGCUACGACCGACUCGCCGUUAAAUUCGAUGAUCUUUCAAGACCCCUACCAGGAGUCGUGGCUUCCGUCGCCCGAUACGGACGCCUCGCUGGGCUCGACCGCGUUCAAUGCUCCCUCUGUGGACUGGUCUAGCUUCCCUCUCUGCUCGUCGGGUGCGACUGCCACGGCGAGCAGCCAGCCUCCGUCCUACGCUAGCUACGACUUCAACAACAACAACAAUUCUAAUUACCCCGGGCUGGCCGCCUCCUCGUCGGGUGAAAUUUCCGAAGUGGACGAAUUCGGCCCUCUCCCGAGCCUGGGCGCGUCCAGCAACGAUCUCCAUGAUCUGCACAGCGUCAGCGAUGGCUCCGAUGUCGAUCAACUCCGUCUCAGUUCCGCUUCCUCGUUUAUAGGGUUGCCCCAAGCCCAGCUGCUGUCGUCUAACAACCUGGAGUCGAUCGACAUCGACGAUUUCCUCAAGUCCGCCAACGAGUCGACGGCCGCACUGGAGCAACAGCUGCAAGCGAGCAUGGGGAUGGAACCAAAGUCGAUCCCUGCGACGCAGCAAGAUUACUCAGUUGCGCACACCCAGAGCUACUCCCAAAGCGAGCCUUCGAUCUGCCUUCCACUGACCGCUCCUCAGAACGACAUGAAUAAUGAUAUGAUAUGGCCUGUGUCCUUGUUUGACUCUGAAGAGCCGUUUUCACAGCCUCCGUGGGCGAACUAG
Messenger RNA from Rasamsonia emersonii CBS 393.64, 1251 nucleotides. Its product is annotated as Copper fist DNA binding domain protein. The coding region runs from base 1 to 1251 and encodes 416 amino acids. The record is from RefSeq and is a predicted model, not a curated record. Gene Ontology annotation, molecular function: DNA-binding transcription factor activity, RNA polymerase II-specific; RNA polymerase II cis-regulatory region sequence-specific DNA binding; copper ion binding. The transcript has 2 exons. Gene Ontology annotation, cellular component: nucleus. Lineage: Eukaryota; Fungi; Ascomycota; Eurotiomycetes; Eurotiales; Trichocomaceae. Gene Ontology annotation, biological process: intracellular copper ion homeostasis; positive regulation of transcription by RNA polymerase II; intracellular iron ion homeostasis.